Messenger RNA from Psilocybe cubensis, 1821 nucleotides. RefSeq lists its product as uncharacterized. The record is from RefSeq and is a predicted model, not a curated record. Bases 1 to 1821 code for a protein of 606 amino acids. Lineage: Eukaryota; Fungi; Basidiomycota; Agaricomycetes; Agaricales; Agrocybaceae. The transcript has 16 exons. Gene Ontology annotation, molecular function: flavin adenine dinucleotide binding; oxidoreductase activity, acting on CH-OH group of donors.
AUGUCUGCUACUUACGACGUUAUUUUUGCUGGUGGCGGUGCCAGUGCUUGUGUUACAGCAGGUCGUCUCGCAGAUGCUGAUCCAACUUUAAGGAUAUUGGUUUUGGAAGCAGGCUCCCAUUCGAAGGAUUUGUUCUAUCACGUACAACCAGGUCGAUUCUUCAGCAACAUUUUGACUGGAAAGCCUGUGCUGUCCUUUCACGUUGGGCAAGGUGGCAAAGGUACUGGCGAACGGUUCCACAUUGUGCCAUCCGGGCGCGCUGUAGGUGGUGGAUCAAGCAUAAAUUUCCUCAUGUACACGCGGCCAGCUGCCUCCGACUUUGACGAUUGGGAGACCGUUCAUGGGAAUAAAGGUUGGAGUUCCAAAGAAAUAAUUCCCCUUCUGAAAAAAGCCGAAACCUACCAGCCGAAUCCCACUCAUCCUGCACAUGGAUCAUCUGGCCCAAUUAAAAUAUCGUUCGCCUCUACAGGAAACAAUGUUGGUGAAGAAUUGAUUGCUGUUGGUCAAGCCCUCAAAGAUGGGCGUGGCUCGACUAAUGAUAUCAACGAUUUUAGUUCCAAGUCUCUAAAUUCCUGGGGUAUGUUUAUUAGAUAUGUCGACUCUAAUACCGGCAAACGAUCUGAUGCAGCUCAUGGGUACAUCUACAAUAAAGCACACCCAAAUUUGACUGUACAGACGGGCUCCAAGGUGCUACGUGUUUUAUUCGAUGGUACUCGAGCUGUUGGAGUGGAAUAUGUGGAUGACAAAAUAGGAAGAGCUAAAUGUGCUAUCAAGCCGAUCUCUGUCAGAGCUGCUCGCCUUGUGGUUCUUUCUUCUGGCGCAUUUGGUUCGCCUGCCAUUCUCGAGCGUUCGGGUGUGGGCUCUCCUGAAAUUCUGAAAAAGAAUGGAGUCGAACAACUUGUCAAUUUGCCAGGUGUAGGAAAAAAUUAUAUGGACCAUAAUGUAAUUUUCACCCCUUACCUUGCCAGUGAGGAUGCCACCACAAUGGAUUUAGUAUUUCGUGGUCACGAAGACGAAGUACAGACCUUCGCAGAUCAGUGGACCAAAGAAGGGAAAGGACUGUUCGCCAACAAUGGCAUAGAUGGAGGCAUCAGGCUGAGGCCCAAAGAAGCUGAACUCAAAGAAAUACCUGUUAGUUUCGAAGAACGGUGGAAGUCCUACUAUGCGAACAAACCCGACAAACCGAUUUUAAUGAUGGCGACGAUGGCUGCAUACGUCGGACUUAACCCUGAAGUACCACGAGGCAAAUAUUUCAGCGUGGCGUAUUUCUCAACACAUCCUCUCGCUACUGGACAUGUCCACAUCACCUCUGGAACUGAUCUUUAUGCGCCACUUGACUUUUACCCGGGCUUCCUAGAGGAGCAAGCUGACCUGGCUGUUUUGGCUUGGGGGUACAAGAGAGCCCGCGAAGUCGCCCGACGAAUGAAGUACUUCCGCGGCGAGCUUGCUGUCGGACACCCACUAUUCCCGGCUGGCAGCGCAGCAGCUGUUGGGAAGGAGACCAAGCCUUUACCUAUUGAUGCUCCCCCCAUUGUGUACACUACAGAGGAUGAUCUAGCUAUUGACGAGUACCACAAAUCAACAGUUGAGACAUGCUGGCACUCAAUUGGAACGUGCGCAAUGAAACCUCGAGAGCAAAACGGUGUGGUUGACUCCAAGCUAAACGUAUAUGGUACCCAAAACCUAAAGGUUGCCGACUGUAGUAUUACCCCUGCAAAUGUUGCCGCUAACACAUAUAGCACUGCCAUCGCCAUUGGGGAGAAAGCCGCCGUCAUAAUCGCGGAGGAACUGGGAAUUAUAGGAGUAGUGGCAAGGCCGUGA